CCUCCGGCGGCUUCCGGAGCUGCUCUCGCGCGCCAGAGGAGGCCAAGUCAUGGACCGUAAUCCCUCUCCGCCGCCGCGGAGUCGGGACGGGGACGAGGAGGAGGAGGCGGCCGGGGGGGACUGCAUAGGCAGCACGGUUUACAGCAAGCACUGGCUCUUCGGCGUCCUCAGCGGGCUCAUCCAGAUUGUUAGCCCUGAAAACUCCAAAUCCAGCUCAGAUGAUGAGGAGCAGCAGAUGGAGCUUGAUGAAGAAAUGGAGAAUGAAAUUUGCAGAGUGUGGGAUAUGUCAAUGGAUGAGGAUGUGGCUUUGUUUCUCCAAGAAUUUAAUGCUCCUGACAUAUUUAUGGGAGUAUUGGCCAAAUCCAAAUGUCCUCGAUUAAGGGAAAUCUGUGUGGGAAUUUUAGGUAAUAUGGCCUGUUUCCAGGAGAUAUGUGUGUCCAUCAGCAGUGAUAAAAAUCUUGGCCAGGUAUUAUUGUACUGUUUGUGUGAUUCAGACCCUCCUACUCUGCUGGAAACAAGCAGGUUGUUACUUACUUGCCUUUCCCAGACAGAAGUGGCCAUUGUCUGGGUUGAAAGAAUCCGAGAACAUCCAGCUAUUUAUGAUAGCAUAUGCUUCAUCAUGUCAAGUUCAACAAAUGUUGACUUGCUGGUGAAGGUCGGGGAGGUUGUGGAUAAGCUCUUUGAUUUGGAUGAGAAGCUAAUGUUGGAAUGGAUUAGAAAUGGGGCUGUUCAGCCUCUGGACCAACCCCAGGAAGAUUCUGAACAGCAGCCAGUGUUUCGAAUUGUGCCCUGUGUACUUGAAGCUGCCAAACAAGUACGUUCUGAAAAUCCAGAAGGGCUCGAUGUUUACAUGCAUAUCUUACAGCUGCUGACUACAGUGGAUGAUGGAAUUCAAGCAAUUGUACAGUGUCCUGAUACUGGAAAAGACACUUGGAAUUUACUUUUUGACCUGGUGUGCCAUGAAUUCUGCCAGUCUGAUGAUCCACCCAUCAUACUUCAAGAACAGAAAACAGUGUUAGCCUCUGUUUUUUCAGUGUUGUCCGCCAUCUAUGCCUCACAGGCUGAACAGGAGUAUCUAAAGAUAGGAAAAGUAGAUCUUCCUCUGAUUGACAGCCUGAUUCGUGUCUUACAAAAUAUGAAACAUUGUCAAAAGAAACCAGAGAACUCAGCAGAGUCUAACACAGAAGAAACUAAAAAGUCUGAUUUAACCCAGGAUGACUUCCACUUGAAAAUCUUGAAGGAUGUUUCAUGUGAAUUUCUUUCCAAUAUUUUCCGAGUUUUAACAAAGGAGACUGUAGCUCAGGGACUAAAGGAGGGGCAGUUAAGCAAACAGAAGUGUUCCUGUGCAUUUGAAAACCUUCUUCCUCUCUAUAACCCUGUGGUAGAAGACUUCCUCAAAAUCCUACGUGAAGUUGAUAAGACCCUUGCUGGUAACCUGGAGGAAAGCUUCCCAAGUUUGAAGAUAGGGAAAUGAAGAUUCAGAGUGACUAAGUAACUUGGCCAAAGUUAUAUAGACAGUAAGUAGUUGACCCAGGGUUUGAAUCCAGGCUGCCUGACCCUAAAGCAUUUUCUUUUAACCACUGUAUUAUACUUGCAUCCUGUAGGUAGACACGGACCAGAUCAUGAAGGGUCAUCAUAUGUAUCCUGUGGGGUAGACAUCUGGGAUAUCUGCUUAUCCAUGCCCCCUUCUCUGAAAAUUGUCUCUGACCUACCUACAUUUUUUCGUCCAGUUACAGCGUAUGGUUGAUUCCUGAUCCAAGCUGGGCAAAUCACACUGGUUCAGGAACACUGGACUCUAAAGAUCAUGUGACUUGCAAGGCUGAAGACCCUAUUUCGGGGCAGCCAGUCCUGUUUAUUGUCUCCUGUGUACCAAGUAUUGUUCUAAAUACUAAGAAGACAGCAGCCAACUAAACAGACAGGAUUUGCAUACUGGAAAUAUUGUAGUGGACAAAGACAAGAAUCUUGCCAAAUGGAGCUUGCAUUCUAGAGUUUUCUGCAGAGUAACAGGGGAAGAAGCUGGUCUGCAUAGAACAGAGGAGGUCAUGCAGCUUAUACAGAUUAGCUCAUUGUUCUCAGUUCUUCACCUCUGUGUAUCCAUUCUCUUGCCAUGGCUUCUUGGUGAAUGGAGUAUACUUCCCUGUCUUUUGAUUUUGAGCUUGGCAAAGUCAUUUUGCUUUGGCUAAUGGAAUGUUAAUGAAGUUGAUGUAAGCAGUGUCUCAGUAUGCCAGUCUUUUUAGAGGCUGAAUAGUAUUCCACUGUAUGUAUAUAUGCUACAUUUUCUUCAUCUGUCAGUGGGCAUUUAGGUUGCCUCCGUGUCUUGGCUUUGUGAAGAAUGCUGCAAUUAACAUGAGAGUGAAGAUACCUCUUUGAGGUCCUGAUUUCAGUUCCUUUGGUUAGAUACCCAGAAGUGAGAUUGCUGAAGCAUAAGUAACUUAGCUAAGAGAAUAGUUAAUUCAUACCCCACCCCCCAACUCUUCUCCUAAAAUAAUGAUUUUUUUCCAUCUUUGUCAGGAUAAGACUGAUCUGGAGCACAGUAACCCUGAUUGACUUGUCCCAAUAUUAUUGAGAUGUCACUUUCUGUUUGCAAACAGUGUAAGCUCUCCAUUUGUGCAGCAUUCUGUCUAGGUAUGACUAGGUUUUAGUUUUAAUUUUUUGAGGAACCUCCAUACUGUUUUCCACAGUGGCUGCACCAAUUUACGUUCUCACCAACAGUGUACAGGGGUUCCUUUUUCUCCACAGCCUCACUAACCCUUAUCUUUUCUUACUAACACUUGUAUAUGUAUAAUAGCCACCCUAACUAGUGUGAAGUGAUAUCUCAUUUUGGUUUUGAUUUGCAUUUCCCUGAUGAUUAAUGAUGUUGAGUACCUUUUCAUAUUCCUGUCGGCCAUUUGUACGUCUUCUUUGGAGAAAUGUCUAUUCAAUUCCUUUGUCAAAUUUUUAAUCAGGUUAUUUGUGGGGGUUUUUUGCUAGUGAGUUGCAGGAUUUCCCUAUUUGAAUAUUAAUUCUUUCUCAGAUAUAUGGUUGGGAAAUAUUUUUUUCCCAUUCUGUAGGUUGCCUUUUCAUUUUGUUGAUUGUUUCCUUUGCUGUGCAGAAGAUUUUUAGUUUGACGUAGUCCCACUUGACCAUUUUUGCCUGUGCUCUUGGUGUCAUAUCUAAGAAAUGAUUGCUAAGACCACUGUCAGGAAGCUUUCCUCCAUGUUUUCUUCUCAGAGUUUUUACAGUCUAGGUUUUACAUUUCUGUUCUUAUCCAUUUUGAGUUAAUUUUUGUGUAUGAUGUAAGAGAAAGGUUCAUUUUCAUUCUUAUACACACGGAUAUCCAGUUUUCCCCAAUACCACUUACUGAAGAGACUAUCCUUCCCCCACGGUAUAUUCUUGACACCUUUGUCAAAGACUGGUUGUAUGUGUUUGGGUUUAUUUCUGGGCUCUCUAUUUCUGUUCCAUUGGUCUAUAUGUCUGUUUUUAAAACAAUCUCACUUAUAAUACCAUCAAAAAGAAUAAAAUACUUAGGAAUAAGCUUAACUAAGGAGGUGGAAGACUUGUACACUAAAAACUUAUAAAACAGUGACAAAAGAAAUUAAGGCAGACACAAAUGGAAAGACAUCCAUGAUCAUGAAUUGUAAGAAUAAUAUUGUUAAAUUGGCCAUACUACCCAAAGUAAUCUACAGAUUCAGUGCAAUCCCUAUCAAAAUCCCAAAGAUCUUUUUUUACAGAAAUAGAAAAAAAAAUCCUAAAAUUUGUAUGGAACCAUAAAAGACUCCAGCCAAAGCAAUUUUGAGCAAAAAGAACAAAGCUGGAGGCAUCGCACUUAUGAUUUCAAAAUAUAUUGCAAUGCUUUUUAGGUUUUCUUGAAUGAGGUCUGAAAAGUCUCAAAAAUCUGAAAAUUCUACAACCACAUUUAUUUUUCACCAGAGAUAAAUUAAGUGAAAUACACCAUAUUUGAUACUUCAUUGCAAAUGUGAUUUGUACCAGAACAUCAAGUACAAAUCAUAUCAACAUCUCUAGCUGCAGUCUUACUGUAUGCCUCUUGCUGCCUCUAAAUACCUUUUCUGUGCAAUGGUUUUAGAUUAACUUUUAAACACCAGCUUCCUCUGUUCCACUGCUAAGGCUACAGCAUAUAUUUAUAAAAACAUUUCUGCUCACUAGGACGCCUAGUUAAUUACAUACUGAGCUUGUAUCAAUACUGGGCUUGUUGACCUGCAGGCUGUUUAGAAGUUGGAGCCGUAGGAGACCAUCUGCCAAUCUCUGCCAUUGGAAGUGCUUUUCUCUAUUACUGUAAUGAAAUCACUAAAAUCAUUUCCUGUUUCCAGUCCUUGUUCAGAUCUUCUAUCUAUUGUCAAUAAGAGGAUAUUAAAAUACUCAGGAAAGUCCACAUGUCCUUUUCAUCCUAGUCCACAAUGUAGCAAGUGUCUUUGUGUUUUAGUAUUGGAAAUAAUAAAUAAUGACGUCAAGUCUAUUGUAAUAAAAGAAAGCCUUAUUAAACUCUAGCUGCUUUUCCUUUGACAUCACGGGAUCUGUUUAUAAUUACUUUUAUGGGUUUUCCCCUUUACCAUUCAGGGUUUAUAUGAUUACAUGAGAAACUGAAGCAUUUUGGGGAACAGUCCCUUCAUAGAACUGACAAUUUCCUGCUCAGGCCCAUUGUGCAUGCAAACUCCAACAACGAGAUAGUGAGAAGAAAGGACAAGGAGGCUUUCUGUACUCUGGAGGAGUUUGACUUACUGAAGUAUGGGUUUGCUUCCGCGAAGGAGUGUAUGUUGAAAGCAAGGUGUGUGGGUUGGUGGGGAACUUAUAUUUAUCAUAGUCCACAGUUCAAGAGAGUGCAUAUAGAAGUCACUCAUUCGAUGUAGGAUCAUGUAAUUUUGUUUUGAAUGGCUCCUACUGACCCCAUACCAUUUGAGGAAUUUGGCAUCUUUGGAAAUUAACUCUCCUUUGGGAAGGCUGGUGGCAUUUGUAAACCUAUGAGUGUGCUUUUUUCACAAUGCAACUGGUGUUACCCAGGAACAAGCAGUCACGUGGCCAGUCAGCAAGCACUUCUACUGGAGCAAACUUAUGUCCUGUAACUUCUCCAUCACAGAGAAGCCUGUAUUCUGUCACCACUGGUAGGAAAAAAAAAAAUCUUCUGAUGUUGUGGACCCUGGAACAAAGUCCCCAAAUUGAAUUUUCUAAUUUCUUUUUACGUUUGGACAAAGCAGGUACCUGUCCUGUGUGUCCUAAGUAACUUAUAGAAGUUACUUUAAUUUUUAUGAUUAUAGUAUUCAAUAUUUAAAGCAGCUUGGAGACUUCCUGCUCCAAAUGCACCCCUUUGCUUGUUGCCCACGUCAAGUGAUAUCUGAAUGGUCUUUAAAAAUCCAAAUUUCACAUUUUUGGAUGAGUCUUGAGUGAUCUGAAAAUCUUAGUAGACUUUUCUCUUUCUUUUCUAUUUGGACAUGUUUUAAUGUGGUUUGGCAAUUUCUUUAGGGCAAUUGCUAGAAAACACACAGUUUUCCAGAACAACUCACAAAGCACUCAAGGAUUAUUUUAUCUUUUUAGGAAGUUGCCACAGGUUGUGCCCUGAGCACUUACAGCCCAAAGGAAACCAGGAGGAUCAUGCUGCAGAAGCCCUUUGGAGGAACGUGCCAGCUGCUCCGUAACCAUGAGUUGGCUCUCCUUUGAUGGAGAGAUUAAUAGUUUCCAUAAUCAUAUCAUCCUGGUUGCUCUGUGCCCAGAGUUUACUCAGACUUGAAAGAAAUGGAAAUUAAUUGAAAAGGAAAAAAAAAAUUCUUCCUCUCUUGCCUCCCCUCCAAACCUCUCAUCUGGAAAAGUGAUGAGAAAGAGAUUCAAGGGUUUGUAGCCAGUGGGAGCUGAGAUAUUUAUUUUCUUUUGCAAUUCUGGAUAUAAAGGACCAGAAGAAAGCAAUUGGACGGUGGGGAGGAGGCAGGUAUGGGAAGAGAGUCUAAUGUUUAAAGGCCUAAAUAAUUCCAAACAGAGCAGAAACACUGGGCAUUGGAAGCAGGAUACACACAGAGGGUUGUCUGUGAAGCCAUGAGCAUCUGCUCCUGGAAAUAAAUUCAGAGGGAGCAGAAAGGGUUUUUUUUAGCUGCUGUGAUUGUCAUCAGAUGAAUUGGGUUGGUCUAGUGGUUUUUAAAAAAUUUUUAUUAAUUUUAUUUUUUGCUGUGUUGGGUCUUUGUUGCUGUGUGCGGGCUUUUCUCUGGUUGCGGCGAGUGGGGGCUACUCAUUGCGGUGGCUUCUCUUGUUGCAGAGCACGGGCUCUAGGCGUCCGGCCUCUGUAGUUGUGGCACGUGGGCUCAGUAGUUGUGGCUCACAGGCUCUAGAGCGCAGGCUCAGUAGUUUUGGCGCACGGGCUUAGUUGCUCCGCGGCAUGUGGGAUCUUCCCAGACCAGGGCUCGAACCCAUGUCCCCUGCAUUGGCAGGCGGAUUCUUAACCACUGCGCCACCAGGGAAGCCCUGGUCCAGUGCUUUUUGUCUGUCUACUUCUACCACAGAGGAGCUGCCAUGAGUUUAUUUGCCACAUCCUGAGUUUGGGAAAUACUUAUCUUUGGUUAAAAUCUAUUUCUUUUCUGGCUGUGAAAUUUGAGCUCAAUUCUUUUUAGCCUGUACCAUCACUCUGGACCAGUUCUCUCACCCUACAUGCUCAUGUUGAUUUCUGUUAACAUUGCUGUUGAGCCUUGAAGUAUUUUAGUGGUAGAGGAUUUUGUCUUCUGUGAGAGAAAAUGGAUGUUCAUAAAACACAGGUCUCUUGUCACAUCUUUAAUCAGGGAUAGACGUCCAGUAUAUGAACAUUAAGUGCUUUGUUGGAGUUUACUGAACCAGUAAGAGAGAAACUGGAUUGUGGAUGAACACUUCUCAUUCAUUCGUGCCCUGUUAUGUUGUAAUGUGUUGAACUUGCCAUGUGUUAAGUAAGCACUGUGCUCAGUGGGACUAAAAAGUUGACAAUUCAAGACAGGAGGAAAACAGAGCUAGUUAACAGACGUUUAUUCCAUUAGUUUCCAAAAGUCAGAGUCCAUGUCACUUCUCCUGAAAUGAUAUACUUUCACUUCUCCAAGUUACAUGCUAGUCAGAGAUUUGGGACUGUCUUGAGACUUACAUAACUAUAAGAGGUGUAUAGGUCCCUUUGUGGGUAGAUAUCUCCUUGCAGUUAAAUGCAGGCCCAACAGCAAGCUCCCUUUCACUGUUGCCCAUCCUCCAUGACAAUUAAGGACAUCAGAUAAAUGCUUGCCCCCGCUCUUCUUAUGGGAUCUUGUAAGGAAAGCACCUCCAGCCGAGGGCUUGGCUACAUCCCACCUGCAGAGGGAGGCUCUGAGAGCAAGUGGAGAUGCCAACAGGCCUGCUGUAGCAGAACAUGGUGAUGUCACAGCAGAGGCUGGAGGGAGGGGAGGCCCUGGUACAGGAGGCUGGAGGACUGAUGUGUAUGUCGGAGACUCAAGAAGGGUUUGUUGCCAUUGGGAGCUGAGAUGAGGCCUAGUCACUCAGGGAGCACUAUGGAGCCUGACCCAAGCCCAAAGAGACAAAAUCCUGAAUUUACAGAAGCUGUAGGACACAACCUCAAAUGAUGGUGAAGCACAAGCACUCCGGAAGCUAAGAGGUCAGAGUUGGAAAGAACAUAAUCUUCACAUCCACCAUGAGGUCUCAGCUACACCCCUCCUCUCCACACCUGGACAGCAUCUUAGGAGGCAGCUUGUGAGACACCCAGCCUUUAAAAUUUUUUUUUUUAGUGAAAGAUUGCACAGUCUUGAAGGGCCUAUUUAAAUUAUUGGACCAGAGUGAAUUUAAACGGAAUUGGAUCUUUGGUUUUUUAAUUUUCCUGCUAAUAACAGAUGGGGAUCCAGAGAAAUAUCAGAUUUGUUAUGGUAACAAAAUGAAGUUGUUACUUUUUCUCUCCACAUCUGAGUAACAAUGUGAGUUGAAUUUUUU
This is a messenger RNA of Mesoplodon densirostris (Blainville's beaked whale), 7908 nucleotides long. It is a transcript of the gene SAAL1, whose product is annotated as serum amyloid A like 1. Lineage: Eukaryota; Metazoa; Chordata; Mammalia; Artiodactyla; Ziphiidae. The transcript is spliced from 13 exons. The record is from RefSeq and is a predicted model, not a curated record. Bases 50 to 1474 code for a protein of 474 amino acids.